AUGAAGCCGAAGGACACAAUGCGUCCGGAGAUCACGGAAGCCGGUGGAGGGCCCAACGCGCAUCGCGACAGCGUCAUCGCGUUCGAUACAAUGGAUGUAAUGCUAUUGGACAGUCAAAGUUCCGCUCCGGUCGGUUCCCAUGUUGGCAGCCAGCGUUCGAGCUUUUCCAGUGCAGGAACCGUAAUCGCUCCGCAAACGCUUGCGGCUAUUCCACUCGAUACGGGUCACGCGUUCCGGGACGAUCUCGGCCAUGGGUUGCAGGUCGAUACGCGCGGUGCCACCGAGUUCUACCGCGUUGACGACGAUAGCUAUAGACCGUUUACGAUUUACGGUGGAAGUGGUGAUGGCAAGGGCAAAAUCGCCACCCUACCCGCAUCCACAACGGGGUCGCUGAGCUCGAUAAUAACGACAUCAAUUGCAUCUUCCGAGCCGGACCGGGGCGAUCACCGUAGUGGCGGUGGUGGCGGUACCGGCUGCUCCGGAAGUCUGGCCGAUGAAACCAGCGAUGGUGGACCUCUUGAGCAGAAGUGCGUUGUUGGAAGUGGAGGCAUUGUUGGUGCAAAUGGAGCCGGUACGGAUGAUGGUGGUGCUGGGGACGACGCGGGUCGAGAGCAUGGCCAUGGGACCGGUAUACUGCAGGAGAAGUGGUGGUAUAUGACACUUCAGAUCGCCAUACCAUUCUUCGUUGCCGGUGUAGGCACCAUCGGCGCAGGCAUCAUCCUAGGUCAUGUUGAGAACUGGAAGGUUUUCGUUCAUAUCUCGGAGCUGUUCAUUCUGGUGCCAUCGUUGCUAGGGCUGAAGGGUAAUCUGGACAUGUGCCUGGCAUCACGACUCUCAACACAGGCAAACCUUGGCAAUAUGUCGGGAAGACGUGAGAUCUUUCAUAUGAUACUUGGCAACAUAGCAUUAGUGCAAGUGCAGGCAACGGUAGCUUCUUUCAUAGUGUCCAUGUUUGCCGUUGCCGUCGGUGCGAUUAUUAAUGGAACCAUAAUCUUCGAUCACGUGAUGUUGCUAACAGCCUCGGCCAUGUUCACUGCCACCAGUUCCUGCUUUGUGCUAGAUUUCGUCCUAGUGGCUGUGAUCCUUAUUUCGAGCAGAACAACAAUGAACCCCGACAACUUAGCUACGCCUCUGGCAGCAUCGAUUGGCGAUGUGGUUUCAAUAUCGUUGCUAGCCGGCAUUGCAACGCUAUUGUUCGAAAACAUUGAUACACACCUUUGGGUGACGUUCGUGAUGGUAGCCGUUUAUGUGUUUUUGCUGCCGUUUUGGAUGCUCCUCGUUUACCGCAACAAAUACACACGAUCCGUACUUUCGACGGGAUGGGUUCCCGUGUUGUCUGCGCUGUUCAUCAGCGGCAUGGGCGGGCUGGUACUGGAUAAAGCCGUCGGUAUAUUCAACGGGUUCGUGGUGUUUCAGCCAAUCAUUAACGGUAUCGGCGGUAACCUUGUAUCAGUGCAAGCGAGCAAGAUAUCUACAAUGCUGCACCAGAGCUCUAUUAUCGGUAUUAUACCACCGCACGCUAAGAUUUUUGAGCUGCCUUGGAAAGCUCUAUUUCAUGGAGUUCCAUAUGCUAGAACCGCACGGAUACUCAUUGCGAUGUCAAUUCCCGGUCAAGUGUUGUUUAUCUUUGUAGCGGAUUACAUUCACAUGUCGCGCUCCACGAUUGGCGUACCUUUCGUGCUUUCCUACCUAUUCGUUAGCACGCUACAGAUUAUGCUGCUACUUUAUAUUGCUCAUGUGAUUAUCCACCUGAUGUGGAAAUGGAAGAUCGACCCAGACAACUCGGCUAUUCCAUACCUGACUGCGCUGGGUGACUUGUUUGGUUCAAGCUUCCUGAUGCUGGCAUUCCUUUUCCUUCGCUCGAUCGGUCACCCGUACGGUGAAAAGUCCACCGAAACCGUCGAUGGAUUUGGACUGCUAUCUACGCCCGAGAUGACUACCAUUAGCGGAGGCACAACAGUAGCGUAGAUGCCACGUACCAAAGAGCACAACCAUUACAAAGUUUUUAUCUAACGAAGGAUUUGGAAAAUGUAGAUGGUAAACCUUUAACUAAACGGUCCAUUGCAGUCGAAGCGAAAGA
Molecule: messenger RNA, 2080 nt
Organism: Anopheles maculipalpis
Lineage: Eukaryota; Metazoa; Arthropoda; Insecta; Diptera; Culicidae
Product: solute carrier family 41 member 1
Exons: 9
Coding region: 1-1968 (655 amino acids)
Biological process (GO): monoatomic cation transport
Cellular component (GO): plasma membrane
Molecular function (GO): monoatomic cation transmembrane transporter activity
Source: RefSeq, a predicted model, not a curated record